Cydia strobilella is the source of this 1733-nucleotide messenger RNA. RefSeq lists its product as uncharacterized. The transcript is spliced from 8 exons. The record is from RefSeq and is a predicted model, not a curated record. Gene Ontology annotation, cellular component: HCN channel complex. Bases 33 to 1733 code for a protein of 566 amino acids. Gene Ontology annotation, biological process: potassium ion transmembrane transport; regulation of membrane depolarization; sodium ion transmembrane transport. Gene Ontology annotation, molecular function: voltage-gated potassium channel activity. NCBI's taxonomy places the organism in Eukaryota, Metazoa, Arthropoda, Insecta, Lepidoptera, Tortricidae.
UUAAUAAAAUGUAAAAAAUCAUUUUAAUAAUAAUGUCAACUGAAAAUAGAACUGAUAAAACAAAUAAUAAAAUAAAUGAUAAAAGUGAAGCUUGGAAGGAAAGGAAGAAGUAUUUCAAACUACACAAAUGUUCUUUGACUAACGUGACAAAUAAAUAUGAGAUUAGAUGCAAUCGCCUUAGAAGAUUCAUUUUGGAACUCACUGCGGUUAAUUUUAACGAUAUAAGAGCUAUAUCUAUGUUUAAGUCCUACGCAAGCUUGUGUGCGGAGAAACACCGUCAAUUCACCAAAUACCCGUUCACUAUACAUCCGUUCAGCAAACUACGUAUCUGGGCAGAGGCGGUCGUUUUCUCAACCCUCCUCAUUAUGAUAUUGCUGGAGCCGUUAUGGAUCGCCAGCAGAAAUCCUAGGGAUGACGAUGCUCUCCAUAUUAUAAUAGCAUUUAACCACAUCGUCUUUGUCGCCGUCAAUAUCCAUAUCAAUUUCUUUACCGGCUUCAUAGACGGUAAAAACAGACAACGCAUAGAAUUCAACCAUUACAAGAUCUUAAAGAACUAUUUCUUCUCAUGGAUGCUAGUGGAUUUCAUGCAUCUGUUUUGCUCGCUCCACGAAAUGUUUUCGGAUAAAUUAAGCUACACUCAUCUUGUGCGAACUGUGUGCUCCGUUUUGUCUGUUGAGUACGUCGUUAUGUUAAAGUAUCAUAGCAAUAUAUGCACGGUUUUGAGAAUAAAGGUGCCUACAAAAACAGCUCUAGAGCUCUUACUACACCUGACCACAUAUUUGUCUUGGAACGUGAUGAUCCAAUUCGUGAUCGAGUAUUACAUAGAGGGGGGCUACGAGCCCGUGCGGCCGAGAAGCAGCUCCUGGAUUACUAUUGGAGACUUGUGGGACAAACCGGGGGAGGUGCGGCUUAUGUAUGGGCUUAUGAGGGCAGUGAGCAUGUUAAGAAGGAAUUCGAAUUUACAUCUCCUGCUGUACGAUGGGGACUUUGAAAUAUUUACCACAUUUUCCUUCAUUAUUGCCCAAUGCGUAAUUUUACACUGCUCCUUCAAAUACAUGAUAGCUCUAUUCGGCACGCAAUCGUCAAAAGCGAAGUACUACAUGGUGACCCAGCAGGUCCGGACUUAUAUGAACCAGAGACGCUUUCCGCCGUGGAUUAAGAAGAAAGUUCUCAAAUUUUAUGCGAUCCGGUUCAGGUCGCACUUCUUUGUGGAGUCCACCAUGUUAAACUGUGUCACCGGCCAACUGCACGAAGACAUCAUUAUGCACACGGGCCGGCUUUUGGUGCGUGAAGUGAGGUUCCUCAAGCAACUGCCAUGGGCUGUGCUCAUCGAGAUCUCUCUCAAGUUUCAGCUUGCUGUCUUCAUUGAGGGGGACAUUAUUUAUAAGAUUAAUACUAUGGGCGAUUGUAUGUACUUUAUAAAUAAGGGCACCGUCGCGUUGUACACGGAAUCUGGCUACGAGCUGGAUCACCUUGAGGACGGCGAGCAUUUCGGCGAGACCACGCUUAUGACCGAACGCAAACUACGCUUUGUCACGGCCGUGGCUGUCACUAACUGCGAGCUGUUUAGUUUAUCGCGCGAGAACUUUGAGAUUAUCGAGCGAUAUAGAACGGCGUAUGAUGAACUUAGGAAGGUUGGUGUUAAACGACAACAGUGGGCGAUGGUGAUGGACGAACAGUAUAAAGCUCAGUUGAGAGAACAGAACAAUGAUAGAUAUAACUCAAAUAGCUAA